Messenger RNA from Serinus canaria (Common canary), 669 nucleotides. RefSeq names its product CMRF35-like molecule 6. Gene Ontology annotation, molecular function: transmembrane signaling receptor activity. NCBI's taxonomy places the organism in Eukaryota, Metazoa, Chordata, Aves, Passeriformes, Fringillidae. The record is from RefSeq and is a predicted model, not a curated record. Gene Ontology annotation, cellular component: plasma membrane.
AUGUGGCUUCUACUGGUGCUGGCCUCGGCACUGCUACCAGGCUCUGGGGCAGUGACAGGGCCCGGCACCGUGCAGUGAUUCCUGAGGGAAACCCUGCCGGUCACCUGCGCGCACCAGCCUGGCUGGGAGACGUUACCGAAAUUCUGGUGCAAAGCGAGUACACGUACUGGAGUCACCUGUGCCACUUACAUCGUCAGCACCGUGAAAUUGCAGCUCCUGGUGAGGCAGGGCCGGUUCUCUAUCCUGAACAGCUGCGUGCUGUGGGCAUUCCGGGUGACUGAGGAGCGUCUGGCCAAGAAAGAUGCGGGCACGCUCCGCUGUGGGAUUCGAAAGGGAUUUUUCCCCUUACAUGAGAGUGCUGACGUGGAGGUUAUCAUAACCCCGGAUCGGUCCAUGCAAGUUUUCCUCAUAGCAGCAGUGAUCCCUGCGUUGGGGGCCCGGGACCACACUGAGGGAGGAUGUUUCACCCUGAGCGUAACAGGAAGACGGGACCCGUUGCACCGCUGCAUCCAUCCUUCUUCCGCAGCUGCAACCUCGACGCUCUCGCCGGACGCUCCGCAGGGGACCCGCGGCACUUUCCGCUAUUUCCCUGUGCUCGCCGGACUGCAGCUGCUGGAGCUGCUGGCCAUGAGCGUGGCCGUGCUCUGGGUCAGCCUGCGGGACCGCUAA